Molecule: messenger RNA, 1707 nt
Organism: Closterium sp. Naga37s-1
Lineage: Eukaryota; Viridiplantae; Streptophyta; Zygnematophyceae; Desmidiales; Closteriaceae
Source: the annotation of a GenBank genome assembly
CUGGUGGGGCGGGAGGGAAUAGCAGCACCUGUGGAGGCGGCGGCGGCUGAUGCAGCUGAGGCUGUGGCAGCGGUAACUGGUUUAUCUGAGGCUGCCGAUGCUGCUGGACUUGGGGCUGCGCUGCCUGCGGAGGCUGGGGCGGCCGUGGCGGCGUCUUCUGCGGCGGGGGCGAUGGAGGCGCGGUCGGCGACAACGGCGGCGGGGACGGCGGGGGAAUCGUCUGCUGUUGGGACUGCCACCGCCUCUGACGGCGGCUUAAUUUCACCCUCCGCUGCGUGCCGGAGGGCAACACUGCUACCGGGGGGGGAGGCUGCGGAGGAAGCACAGGGGUGGGCUGACUCCCCGUCACCAGCAGCGGAGGCGGAGAUUGCGGCGGUCGUGGCUGACGCAGUGGGGCGACGGGAUGGACUCCUGGUCCGUGGUACAAUGCAGACCGCCGCCGUGUUCGCCGAAACGACUGCUGCUGUCGCUGACGAAGAUACGCAGGGGCACGACCAGCUCGUGGGCAGUAGACCGGGUCGCGGGAGCGGCGAGAUUGUCCGCGCCGCUCGUGGGAAGGGGGGGAAGAAGAUUCGAGCCCGGCCAGCGCCGAGACGGCCCGGAGCAGGGCUGAGACCCGCCGCCCCGGGACCCCUCCUGGGGUGGCUUCUGCAAGGGCAACCGCCACGAGCGCCAGGGCGUCAGUCGCCAUUAACGGAUGCCGAGACCGCACCACCCACGACUCAACGGGCAGCUACUGGGACACCGUCGGCGGGAGGGGAAGCAGCAGGAGCCCCGGAAACCGCAGGAACAGAGGCGGGAUCCGUGGCGACGAGAAGAGCAGCAGCAGGUGGAGCGGACAGCACAACGGGGGUGCAGGGAACCAGGCGCUCUGCGAGGCUGGGGGCUAUCUCCUGGGGACCGCCACGCGGUGGACGCACUCCCUGGAUGCCGGCGGGCCGCGGAGGAGAAAUCGGCACAGCGGGAACUGUCGGCGGAACUGGACGUGGGCAACGCGGAGGGGCCCGUGGGGGUUUCAGGGGGAGACGCGGGGGGCGGACCCCAAUGGUCAGAACGGAUGUCCCAGCGUGCACAGGCCCUUGGCGGGAGCGCCACAAUAGGCCUGAGACAGCUGCGGUGGCCUCGGCGAAUGAGGAGCGAAGAGAUGCUGACGAGCCAGGAUCGGACCCAGACUUUAUGAGCGGCGAGGAGGAGGCAUCCGAGGAAAUCUCCUUGGACGAUGAGACUGUACCAAGGAGGAACAACCCUGAACCCCCAGUGAGACAGACGGACGGGGGGGCCCAAGGAGAUCCAGCGGGGGGAGGAGCUACAGCCACGGAGGACACCGAUGUACCUUCGCCGUCCGACCUGGCGGAGGUUGACGCCAUCUGGCACGCUGCGGGCUGCCGGGACGUGAAGGUCCUGCAGAGGGGAGAUCAACCGUUCCUUGUCCGCCGUUUACCCCCGCCGAUCCUCGACCGAUAUUGGCUGUGCAUGCUGGCCGCCCUUUUCCGACUGGAUAAAUAUCCCAAGUGCCCUGGUGGCUGGAUGGUGCUACAAUUCUUUCCGAGGCUCACCCUCAGGCCAGCAGCCGAACCUGCUGUGGGCAGCCGAUGGACAGCUAUCGAGGCUCGGCUGCACAAGUUUCAGCGGGGCGAGUGGGAUGACCUUUUCGAGGAAGCAGGGGUCAUCCCCGACACAGGUGGCCCGCACGUUUCAGGCUACUAA